CCUGCCUCCUCACGCGUGAGGGGUCGCCGCCCCGACGUGGUGCUAGCCGCGCGGGAGUGCCGAAGAGGGACGGGCGAGAGGGGGCGUAGCCGCGCGGCAUGGCGGAGAGCGGCGCCUGGCUGCUGGUGCUGAGCUCGGUCUUCCUCUGCAAUGCUCUCAAGAUACUGCUACCCUCCUGUUCCUCCAUUAUAUCCAGAUUGUUACAAAAGGAUGCAGAGCAGGAAUCCCAAAUGAGAGCUGAAAUUCAGACUAUGAAGCAAGAACUCUCAACCAUUAGUAUGAUGGAUGAGUUUGCUAGAUAUGCCCGCCUGGAAAGAAAGAUUAACAAAAUGACUGACAAGCUUAAAACUCACGUGAAAGCACGCACUGCCCAAUUAGCCAAAAUAAAGUGGGUUAUAAAUAUUGUAUUCUACAUCUUACAAGCUGCUUUGAUGAUCUCUCUGAUUUGGAAGUACUAUUCUGAGCCCGUUACAGUGCUUCCAAGCAAAUGGCUUGCUCCACUGGAGCGCUUGGUAGCUUUUCCUACUGGGGUGGCAGGUGGUGUUGGCAUUACAUGUUGGCUUGUGGUUUGUAAUAAGGUUGUAGCUAUCAUGCUGCACCCUUUCAGCUGAAGGAAACCCGGUAGUCCACAGAGUCCUCAACUACGUUUUAAUUAUCACUACUUUACAUUAAUAAAAAGAAAAAGGGGGGAAAAAAAAACCAGUUGUCUUUUGUGAUCUUGGUUACUUCAGUCAGUAUUUCUUUGGAUUUAUUUGCCAAUUUGGUGGUCAGUUUUUAAAGAACAGCAUUGCUGUUUGUAGAACCUCAUUUUGUGUCUAUUUUGACAAGGAUGAACAUUGAUUGAAAGCAAAACUGUGAGACUUUAUUGUGACAUGUAUUUACCAAAAUCUAGAAGUAUUGGAUUUUUAUUUUUGAGCUGGAAAUACACUGGCAUUAGGAAUUAAUUAGGGAGCUUUGCUGUUUCUUUGCUGUAUGAUGUUAGUUUCACCCAAAAGUGAGAUUAUACUUAUGGACAAGUGGAGGCAGGUGGUUUGUGUGUCUUAGGGUAAAAAAGAUUGAGGCUCCUCCUUGUUAUUUUUUUACACUAUAAUUGGUGCAUUCCUGGUCUGUCUUAGAUAAUGUUGUUAUGUACAGAGAAUCAACUUUUUAUCUCAUAAGAAACACACUCAAUGGCCAAAUACAAGACAGCUGGAUACUUUUUUCUCCCUGAUUUUUAAGAUUAAUUGAACUCUUGAAUUUUCUCUUACUUUUAUUGACAACUGACCUUUCCUUUCUUGACAUUUUCCUUGCUUCCCAAACUGAGUGAGGAUCAAUUUCCUUCCAUGUUUUGGAAGGAAAGGUCUGGUCAACCUUCUCAAGCUCCAUGUUAAUAAAAAGAAAGUAGAAGACAGUGAUGUUCCUUCAGAGGGCUACAUUUCUAAGGGCUUUAGCAUACAUUAAUGACAGUCCAGGAUAUUUCAAAACAGCUAUGUAAAUG
Messenger RNA from Dryobates pubescens (Downy woodpecker), 1477 nucleotides. It is a transcript of the gene GET1, whose product is annotated as guided entry of tail-anchored proteins factor 1. The record is from RefSeq and is a predicted model, not a curated record. Lineage: Eukaryota; Metazoa; Chordata; Aves; Piciformes; Picidae. Gene Ontology annotation, biological process: tail-anchored membrane protein insertion into ER membrane. The coding region runs from base 99 to 611 and encodes 170 amino acids. The transcript is spliced from 5 exons.